Messenger RNA from Osmerus eperlanus (European smelt), 3654 nucleotides. Its product is annotated as serine/threonine-protein kinase DCLK2-like. Gene Ontology annotation, biological process: protein phosphorylation; intracellular signal transduction. Gene Ontology annotation, cellular component: microtubule cytoskeleton. Gene Ontology annotation, molecular function: ATP binding; protein kinase activity. The transcript is spliced from 15 exons. The record is from RefSeq and is a predicted model, not a curated record. The coding region runs from base 731 to 2833 and encodes 700 amino acids. NCBI's taxonomy places the organism in Eukaryota, Metazoa, Chordata, Actinopteri, Osmeriformes, Osmeridae.
CGCGCCGCAACGAGAAAGAAAGAGGAGGAGGGAUGUGACGAUCACGUAGGGAACGAGCGGAGGAGCUGUCGGUCUCCGUCUCUCUCGCGCUCUGUCUCUCUCUCCCCCCUGCCGCAGCCAUGCUGUCUCGCGCAUCCAACGCUGCGGCCACAAACCGGCGAUGCGUGUCUAGGGCGUGCAAGGAAUGAAACACGGUUGGUUUAGUGUCUGUGACGCUUCAACCUCUAAUUUUGGAUUCGCCGGGAUACCGGGGACCUCGUAAGGAGCGCGCAAGAGCCAAUAGCAACCAUUUCGCCUGCGAGGACAACAGCCGUUCUCGCCUGUCACCGUGAACGUCUCUGAGCCCGCGCACUGUCGAUUAUUCUGGUAUCAACCUGUCACGAGGACGUUACCGGCAUGAUUGACUGGCCUUAUCUAUUGGGUGGAGUUUAACGGUGAUAAACCCGAGAAUCCCUUCCGACUAUUGGAGCGUGAUUUGGAGCUCAACGGAACAUGCUCACUUAGUCUCGCUGCUGUUCGCAGCGGUGUUACCGGGGAGAACCGCUCGUUAGCAGGACGAUACUCGUUGAUGCAGGGAUGUGAUUAGUUUACCUUCGCCAUUACCGUUACAGGAAACUGACCAGGCUCUGUUUGGAUCCCGGUCAUAUCCACAUGUGGUUCUCGGGGAUUAGUGAGGUCUACACAACGUUACGAUUCGGUACCGGCAUCGUGUGAGACCACGGAAGCAGCCAUGUCUCUUAGUAAGAGUAUUGAACUGGAGCAUUUUGAUGAGCGGGAUAAAACACGCCGGGGCCGGUCCACGCGCAGCAAAGGCACUGACACCGGCUCUGGCUCGCGGGGCAGCAGCCUGGUCCCGAGCCCCGCGCACAGCACCAACUGCAGCUACUACCGCACGCGCACGCUCCAGGCGCUCACCUCGGAGAAGCGUGCCAAAAAGGUGAGGUUUUACCGGAACGGAGACCGGUACUUCAAAGGGCUGGUGUAUGCAGUCUCGAGCGACCGGUUCCGUUCCUACGACGCUCUUCUGAUGGAACUCACUCGAUCGCUCGCGGACAACCUGCACCUGCCACAGGGCGUGCGCACCAUCUACACGGUGGACGGGACCAAGAUCACGAGCUUGGACGAACUGGCGGAGGGAGAGAACUAUGUGUGUGCGUCCAACGAGCCCUUCAGGAAGGAGGAGUACUCCAAGAUCUCUGUCCCCAGCUGGAGGCCCGGGGCAGGGGUGGCGGGGAGGCCUGGGGCUGGGGGGGCCCGGGGGGAGGGCAGGGGGGAGGGCAGGGGGGAGGGCAGGGGGGAGGGCAGGGGAGAGGGAAAGGACUUCAUCAAGCCCAAGCUGGUGACAGUGAUCCGCAGCGGGGGCCGUCCCAGGAAGGCUGUGAGGAUCCUCCUGAACAAGAAGACAGCCCAGUCCUUCAGCCAGGUCCUGGAGGACAUCACAGACGCCAUCAAGCUGGACUCUGGAGCCGUCAAGAAGAUCUACACCCUGGACGGCAAGCAGGUGACCAGCCUGCAGGACUUCUUUGGGGAUGAUGAUGUGUUCAUGGCGUGUGGGCUGGAGAAGUUCCGCUACGCUCAGGAUGACUUCCUGCUCACGCACAGCGGCAAGACCCCGCCCUACCUGAGCGAGUCCAGACUGAAGCCCUCUCGCUCCACCACUCCCCUCAAACCUACAUUACCCAGAAGCCUCUGCACCUCAGCCAAAACCCCGCCCAGGACCAAGUCAACUGGCCUAGCCAAUGAGACGGCCGGGCAGGCAGCUGUGGUGAGGUCAGCAAGGGCUAGCCCCUCCCCCACCAGCCCAGGAGCCAGGCACAACCUCAAGAUCUCUCCUCUUCAUGCUUCAUCAGAUGUAAAUGGUGCAGCAGACCACACAGACGAGCUGAGCCCUGAAGUGAACGGGAACACACAGCUGUCGUCCUGUAAGAUCAGAGAGAAGUACCAGGUGGGCCGUGUGAUCGGAGACGGGAACUUUGCUGUGGUGAAGGAGUGUGUGGAGAGGUCUACAGGACAGGAGUUUGCUCUGAAGAUCAUUGACAAAGCUCGCUGCUGUGGGAAGGAGCACCUGAUAGAGAACGAGGUGGCUGUGUUGAGGAAGGUUCGCCAUCCCAGCAUCAUCCAGCUGAUCGAGGUGGACGACACGCCCACAGAGCUGUUCCUGGUCAUGGAGCUGGUCAAGGGAGGGGACCUCUUCGAUGCCAUCACGUCCUCCACCAAGUACACAGAGAGAGACGCCAGUGCCAUGGUGUUCAACCUGGCCGGAGCCCUCAAGUACCUGCACAGCAUGAGCAUCGUGCACAGAGACAUCAAACCAGAGAACCUGCUGGUGUGUGAGUACCCAGACAGCACCAAGUCUCUGAAGCUGGGGGACUUCGGCCUGGCCACGCUGGUGGAGGGGCCCCUGUACACCGUCUGUGGAACCCCCACCUACGUGGCCCCUGAGAUCAUAGCAGAGACAGGGUACGGUCUGAAGGUAGAUAUCUGGGCUGCAGGAGUGAUUGCCUACAUCCUGCUGUGUGGGUUCCCCCCCUUCCGAAGUGAGAACAACGUUCAGGAGGAGCUGUUUGAGCAGAUCCUGAGAGGGAAGCUGGAGUUCCCCUCCCCCGACUGGGACAACAUCAGCCUGCCUGCCAAGAUGCUGAUUGGUCAGAUGCUGCAGGUGAACGUGGGAUCUCGCUGCACAGCGGAGGAAGUUCUGUCUCACCCCUGGGUGACGGAUGAAGCUACUGCAGAUGGUCACAGUGUUCCCAUGGAGACGUCAUCUGUUCCCCCCACCCAGACGGAGACCAGCCCCACCCUCCAGACCAGACCCCUCCCCUCUCCUCUAUGCUGAUCAGACGCCUCCUCUCUCAUGUCCCUGUCUGACUCUCUCUCUCUUCAUAACUUACUCUAAUCUCUCUCUCAGCUCUCUCCUAUACUGUCUUCCACCCCCCCCUCUCAGACACCUCCAAGGAGAGGGUUGUGUGUGUAUAUAUAGUGUGUACAUAUCAUCCUGUAUAUAGUAUUGUGUGUGUGUGUGUGUCCAGUAGGAUUCCUGUAGCGGUCUCCAAGAGAGAGCUGGCCUCAUAAGCUCUCGUUGGCUAAUCAUGACCCAGCUCUUUAGUCUCAUCUUGAUAUUUCAGUCUUAGGAGUGUAGGAGUGUGUGUGUGUGUGUGUGUGUGUGUGUUGGAGAACAGAUGAGCAGGUCAUCUCCUAGCUUGGCUGACUGUCUUCUCUACACCCAUAGUUGUACUUGUUAAACAACAAUCCCACCAUUCAGUGUUCCAGAGUGCUCAGGAGUUCUAGAGUUCUGUUAUUAUUCUAGACUCUUCAGGAGUCUUCAUCACAUGACCCUCCUCUGAGCUCUGCAGCACUAGAAGUACUGUAGAAGUGUUUUAGAAGUAUUGUAGAAGUGCUGCAGGCCUCUGAACCAAGUUCUACUUGUUAUGACCGGAAACUCAUUAUGAACCAUUAUGAUGAUGAUGAUGAUCAUAGUGAUGGUCUGGAACUCCCUCCUCCUGGUCGAACCAUCUGACAAUAUAUCAUACGUUCCCAAGACAACACCCAUGUAGCCCUGUGUGUGUGUGUGUGUAAACAGGGUUACAAUCCUGCUUUGUAUUUGUGAAACGAAGGAACCAGAAAGUGCAUCAAACUGUGAUAAUAAAAACUGAACCA